Molecule: messenger RNA, 1878 nt
Organism: Mesorhabditis belari
Lineage: Eukaryota; Metazoa; Nematoda; Chromadorea; Rhabditida; Rhabditidae
Source: the annotation of a GenBank genome assembly
AUGCCCAAUGUACUCUGGCGAGUGAUCGUCAUUUCUCUCUUCAUCACUCUUGGAUCUUUCAACAAUUCCCUUGAUUUAAAACUAGUUGCUUAUUGGCAUAAUGUGUUGAUGAGGUCGAUUAUUAAGGCAAAACUCAAUCGAGAGAAAGUCCAUCUUUCAAAACUCGAUGCAGCUCUGGCUGAUUUAUGUCUUGAUGAGGCAAAAACGUUACUUGAUCGGAUACAAUGCCUUGAAACGGUUUUACAAAAGCGAGACGCUGCUGGAGCUCAGUUCAAGCUCAUUCAAUCAAUUGACAAAAAUAUUGAGAUGUUAGCGCCAAAAUUGACCUCGAAAAGGCGACUCUUGGACUCGGCACUCUCAAGAAUGGGCAAAUAUGCGAAAAGCAGCUCCUCUGGCCCACCCAAGAGCAAGAGCAAAUUUCAAACAGCUUCCGUCCUCUCACCCCGAUUCUUCUCAUUCUCCAAUCAGCAAUACUCCGAUAUUCUAUCACCAAGAAUAUUUGCCCUACGAUCUGGAGGAAUUCUAUCACUGAAUGAUCUUGGAAAAGCAAAAGGAGCGAUUAAUUUAUCAAUGGCAAAAUUUCUGAUUGAAAUUUCUGGAGCUGGGAAAGCGAUUCGACAUAUUUAUGCCGGCAUGGCUCCUGAAAUUAGGCAAAUUCGAGAAGAAGUCUAUCCAGAUAUGAUCGAGCUGGCGAGUCACACGUUGAAUUGGGUGAAAGCGAGGAAAUUGAUGAAUUCAAGACAACGCUGUGAAAUGACUCACUAUGGCUACACGCAUAUGACUCCCCAACAAAUUCAACUUGUCUACAAUCGGAAAAAUAAAUUUUCCCAGGAACUCCCGUUUGAUCUCAAUGAAUAUGGGGAUUUGGACGAAGAAGGAAGGGAAAGAAGGGUCGAGUUUCUACUUUCAAAUAUGCUUUAUUUGGGAAAGAAUUUGAAUGAAACGAAUGCUGAGAUUGUUGAAGAAAAGGCUUUUGUGAUUGAUAAUUCGACUGGUCCGAUCCCCCCGAAUCCCAUACAACUCCGGGUGAAACGAACAUCACCUGAAGAAGGACCACCAGGUUUUACGAAUCGAACAAAUGGAAUCCUUUAUGAAGUGCUUAGACCAUAUGCUUUUGAUGUUCUAUCAGGAACUGACGCCUAUCUCGAAGUCCUUGUUCUAUCCCCAAGUUCCUUCACAUUAGAGAUCUUUCAACCAGAGCUUCUUGUGCUUGGCGUUUUGUCACCUCGAGCCUUUGCCGCUGUUGUCCUUUCACCCGGCGCCCUCAUCACCCGAGUCCUUAGUCCAAUGGGUUUCAAAUUUGAGGUCCUUGCCCCGAGAGCUCUCACCGCUUGGGUACUCUCUCCAGAAGGCUUUGUCGCUGAUGUGCUAACACCAACAUUUCUUGAGCCACGAGUUUUGUCACCAAUUGGAUCAUUUGUUUCAAUCUUAUCUCCAAAUGUUCUUGGUCCACAUAUUGGCGGCACAGAUAACAUGGGAAUAACUGUUUUAAGUCCAAAUAUUUUAUCACCAAGAAUUGCGCAGAGGGAGCGGUUGAUGAUUGAAAUUUUAUCUCCUCACAUUAUGGGAGGAGAACAUCUUCACGCUCACCAUGCUGGCGGACAUGAGCCCGAAGAGGACAAUGAUGAGCCAGCAGCUGGUGGACACACAGCUAUUGAAAUGGUUGACUUGCAUGGAUUGGCUCACGACGUGGAUGAAGAUGAUCCAAUCACUUUGGAGAAGCUACUGGGAGAAGGCGAGGAAUGGGCUGAACGAGAGAUUAUGCCAGAUGAUCGUCACUUGUUGGAGUUUCUCCGAAUCCCGCUUCCCCCAUCACAGGCCGUAGCUCAUUCAGAACAUUUGGCUGCAGAGGCUGCUGCUGGAGCUGAGCACCAUCAU